GAUCUGAUUUCGUCUCAUCGUACGUCUGAUCAGAAUUGUCACUUCAUAAACUGUGAGAAGUAUUUUUCCAGAUAAUUUGGACUUGAGAGUCGUACUAAGAUGGCCGAGUCUAUUCUGCUACUUCGUGUUAUCAAGACAAUCGUAGGAUUCCUGGGGAUCUUCGGCAACGCCUUGGUGUGCUUUGUCGUCUUCAAGACCAAAGCAAUGCACACCACAACCAAUGCGUUCAUCUUCAACCAAGCCGUGAUUGAUUUCAUGGGUUCGACCAUGCUACUCCUGGGCAGUAACAUCCCAAUCCCGGUCCCUAUGCCUGCCGGGCUGCCGGGUGAUCUCCUCUGCAAACUCUGGGUCUCCGAUUUCUUUCUCUGGGCGUUUCUGACCGUCUCCACCAUCAACUUGGUUUUCCUGACAUUCGAGAGGUACUUCGCCAUCGUGUUUCCCUUCCGGUAUCCGAUUUACUACUCCCGCAAUAAGGUGGUGGUGAUGAUGACGCUUACUUGGUGUUUGGGCGUCUUCAGCAGCUGUUACAACAUCGUCAUCUACGCCAACAUAGAGGGUAACUGUGUGUCUCUUACAAUCCCUGGCGCCCAAGCUGUUGGCGUCAUUAUAUUCUUCUUGCAGUACCUCAUCCCCGUGGUGGCAAUACUUCUCGCUUACGUCCACAUCACUGUGGUUCUGAAGCGAGGGGCGGACCGAGUAGGCCCACAACCCACCGGUCAGUCAGUGGUGGAGGCACUAGACGCAUCUCUCCUUCGCGCCCGUCGCAAUACCUUCAAGACGCUUCUGAUCGUCUUCAUCACCUACGUCGUCUGCUGGACUAUGAACUCCAUCAUUUUCUUCAUGUUCAACUUCGGCUAUCCGCUGGACUUCAACGGAGCGCUGUACAUCGUCUCGGUGGCCCUGGUAGCUAUCAAUUCCUGCGCCAACCCGGUCAUCUACGCCGUCAAGUACCGGCAGUUCAGGCAAGGAUUCAAGAAAAUCUUCUUGCGGAAGGAAACCAACGUUCUCAACAGCGAUGCGGCAAGACCAGUGACUGUUUCAUAGGGACGUUUAUGGGAUGACCUUAUUUUGAACGAGUAAAUGAACACAAAACUAUUGAUGCUGUGUCAAGGAUAUAACAAAAAAUGAUAAUGGAGGCGUAAUAAGUUUGAUUAUUUUUAAAGAAUUUUGAAAGAAGCGUUCGACUCUUUCGUGUGAUAUAUAAUUGGAGUCUACAAAUGUAAAAAAAAAAAACCACACACACCGGACAUUUUGUGGUGUUUACUUCAUGAAAUAAUCCAUUUCGAUCGCUGUUGUUCAUUUUGUUAUUCGUGACAUCUUUCGUAACUUUGGACGAAAACGAUGUUUUCCCUAAUUGGAUGCCGUAAAGGACGCUUGAUCUACAAUUGUAUGGGCUUUUAGAACGCACAAAACACAACAGUGUAGAUGCACAGACGUGUAUUAGGCCAAUUCGUCGCUAGAAUGUCGCAAAAAAACAUAUAAUACCAUGGUGAUGUUAGUCUAUACUUAAGAACAAGACAAUGACAUGUUUGUAUUUUUCUAAACCCUUACUCGCUGUGGCUUCGUGACGCCAAUUCAGUUUGUAUGAGCCUGGUCAGUGGAAUCUUAUGUGAAAUAUACUGGGGCCAUAAUAAAGGUUAAAA
This is a messenger RNA of Patiria miniata (bat star), 1643 nucleotides long. Its product is annotated as galanin receptor 2b-like. The transcript has a single exon. The coding region runs from base 100 to 1044 and encodes 314 amino acids. The record is from RefSeq and is a predicted model, not a curated record. Gene Ontology annotation, biological process: G protein-coupled receptor signaling pathway. Lineage: Eukaryota; Metazoa; Echinodermata; Asteroidea; Valvatida; Asterinidae. Gene Ontology annotation, cellular component: membrane. Gene Ontology annotation, molecular function: G protein-coupled receptor activity.